Molecule: messenger RNA, 462 nt
Organism: Closterium sp. Naga37s-1
Lineage: Eukaryota; Viridiplantae; Streptophyta; Zygnematophyceae; Desmidiales; Closteriaceae
Source: the annotation of a GenBank genome assembly
AUGGGGUACGGGUUUGAAGAGCACGAGAGUAUCCGGUUUCUCACGCGGCCCGACUUUUUCAAGUUCUUGUUUGUGCGCAACCCGUUUACACGGAUUGCGUCGGCGUAUCUGAACAAGCAUGUGAAUGGGGUGGGCUUGCACGGACGCAAGUACUGGAACGAGCGCUUCUUUAUGGGAAUCCAAGCGUACAACACGUUCAUGAAGAGCCAGAACGGCAGCGACUUCAUCCCCUUCUCCACCUUCAUGUCGUUCCUGCAGCAACGAGCCACACGCUGCGUCGAGUGCAUGGACCCCCAUGUUCGCCCCCAGAUUGACCUGUGCAAGUUGAAUGCGAUCCGAUAUGAUUUUAUUGGGCGGUUUGAGAAUCUAGAGGAGGAUGUGGCAAAGGUGAUGCGGCAGUUUGGACAGGAGGAGAAGAAUCCCUUCCAUGAUGCCCAUUGGGCCCACCCAAUUAAUGCUUAA